Solea senegalensis (Senegalese sole) is the source of this 2601-nucleotide messenger RNA. RefSeq names its product putative ubiquitin carboxyl-terminal hydrolase 50. Lineage: Eukaryota; Metazoa; Chordata; Actinopteri; Pleuronectiformes; Soleidae. Gene Ontology annotation, cellular component: cytosol; nucleus. The record is from RefSeq and is a predicted model, not a curated record. The transcript has 2 exons. Gene Ontology annotation, molecular function: cysteine-type deubiquitinase activity; cysteine-type endopeptidase activity. Gene Ontology annotation, biological process: protein deubiquitination. Bases 40 to 2058 code for a protein of 672 amino acids.
AGUACUUUUUGCCCAGGUGUGUUUAUAUAGUUGGUGAAAAUGAAAAUGCAUAGUAAUGGGGAAAAAGUAGCCGAAAGCCCCUUUUGUGAAAGACAAACUGGAUAUUAUGCAGAAAUGACGUUUAUUUCUUUUCACAUUUCUCCCUCCAGCUCCUCCAGUGUUUAUCUCCUUUUUUACAAGAAAACAAAAACCCAUGAUGCAGAAACGUGUACUCGUGGAAUCAUCAAUAACGGUUCACUACCUGUGACAAGAGACGAGACUGCGGUUACGGAUGGAGAGGAGGGGGAGAAGGGAAUAGAAGUGGGUGGUGUUAGAACUGCAGAGGACAUCUCCAUGGGUAUAGAUCGACCUGUAAAGAGAGUAGAAGAUCAGGAUGAUGGAGCCAGGCAGCAAAGCAAUAACCAGGGUUGGAAGGAUGAAAGCAGUCACUUGUGCGGUUAUCCUCUAGCUGAGAAACCAAUGCAAGAUAAGGAGGAUUUGGUAAAAGAUGAUCAGGAAGGAGGUCAGACAGAAGCUGAGGAGCAGGCAGCACAGAGAGAACUGUCCCUCACAAACAAUCAGCUUAAAGACAGAGUAAAGGAUCAGGACUUUGGUGAGGCGGGGAAAUAUCAUACAGCAUCAUAUAUAAAUCACGAGUUAAAACCAGAAACCAGUGACAAGCAUGAUCAUCUUAACAAAGAUGAUAAGACGAGUGAGAAGAGAGGAGAGGGUUCUGUUCUAGAUGCUCACACUGAAAAACAAAAGCAAAACGAGGGGAACGCACUGAAGGAUAGUGAGGACGGAGGACACACGGGAGCUGAUGAGCGUAGAGAAGAGAGUAGAAUAGAGGAUCGGGAUGUUGGUGAUACAGGGAACAAUGGAGGUAUACAUAAGAGACCAGACACAAAUUGUGAGUUUAAAGCCGAUUCCAGUGACAGGAGUGCAACACACGAUCAUCGUAACAAAGGAGAUGAGAUGAGUGAAGAGAGAGUAAAGGAUCAGGACUCGAAUGAUGAGAGCAGGCACUCGCAUGAAUCUGAUCUAGAAGCUUUAAAGCAAAAGGAGGUGAACAUAUUGAAGGAUGAUGAAGAAGCUGAUGAGCAGGUAGGAGAGGAUCAGGACUUUAGCAGCGCACAAACCGAUGAUGUAAAACUGGAAACCAGCCACACGCUUGCAAGACCUGAGCAUGUUUGCGAAGAAGAUGAGAUGAGAGAAGUACAGAGGGGAGUAUUGAAUCUGAAGAUGCCCAGGGUUGAAUCAAGUCAAGGUGAUGUGGAGGAAACAAAGGAAAAGACCUCUUUAGAAAACCUUGUCAAAAUGGUGGACAAGGAGAAGGGAGAAAUAGAGGUUAAAGAUGACAGAGAUAGACAGACUGGAGCACAUCAACACACACUCAGGAAAAGACAAUACUUUUCCAGAUAUGAUCUCUGCUAUCCUACUGCUAUUGAGGAUAAAAGGCGAGCUCUGGAAAAGAUGGAACUGGAUGAUGAAGAUGACCAGGAAGGAAUGACUGAAGGUGAUAGACAAACAACAGCGAGUAAACCUCUCUUGACAAAGUAUGAUCUCUGCUAUCAGAGUCUUCAGUAUAUAACAGGAGUUGGUGACAGUGAACGGCAGAAAAGAUCAGAAGAGGCCAGGUUGUCUGACAGACAUGAGCAGCAGAGACAGCAGAGGAGGGAUAGAAACCGAGGUAAGGAACAAAGCAGAAGAGAGGAUGAACCAGCACAAAGAAAAGAAACAUCUACAACCAAACGUGGCUUAAGUGCAAGUUUGGAAGAUGAGAACGAGAGAGAAGUGGAUGAUUUUAAACUGAACAAACCAGAGCAGCAAAUCAGUGUUUCCAACACAAAACAUGAAUCCGUUAGUGCAGAGGAAAAGACAACACAGAGGGAUUCGAAGCCAAAAGAAAGAUCUGGAUGUAAAGAAGUUACAGAGGGUGGUGGUGGAUCAGGAAUAUAUUGCAAGAUAAUUGAGGAGGAUAUUAUGAAAACACCUGGUGGUAAUCAAAUAAGUAUGAGCAAAACCAUAAGAAUGAGACGAGUAGGAGAAACUGAAGAAACCCAAACAGAACAAGACUGAUGUAAAUGUUAUCUAUCGCUGCUGUGAUCGUGAUUGUACUUGUAGUGUUUAGUGUACUGAACAAUAAUGCAGGUUUAUGCAGGUAAAUACACUGUAGACCUUUGACCCUUUUGGUUAAUGUACUCUGAGAAUAUGUUUGUCAAUCUCUCUCCUCCCUCCCUCCCUCCCUCCCUCCCUCUCUCUCUUUGGUUUGAUUGAUCCAGUUAAAAGAGAUUUUACAAAGACAAUAUCUCUGUCCGUUUUAUUCUUAGGGGUUAACGCUUAAUGUAAGUUAAGGUGUAGUUUAAGAUAAAAAAUAUUGUGUGGGAAUUCAAAUGUAAACAUUUGUAUGCUGUGGUACUUUAACUUUGAAUGUGUUCUUUUGUAUGUAACUGCUGCAAACUAGAGCUGUUGGUCUCCAUGUUGCUUACAGGCAAAUUACAGUGGUAACACAAACAUUUUCUUUUCUUUGAAACCAAUAGAUUGUGUCGUUAUUUACCAUAAACCAUUAGGGACUUUCAUUUAUUUGUUAAAGAAUAAAACUGUGUGGAGGAUCAUUGAAAA